Topomyia yanbarensis is the source of this 1301-nucleotide messenger RNA. RefSeq names its product zinc finger BED domain-containing protein 6-like. NCBI's taxonomy places the organism in Eukaryota, Metazoa, Arthropoda, Insecta, Diptera, Culicidae. Gene Ontology annotation, molecular function: DNA binding. The coding region runs from base 116 to 1063 and encodes 315 amino acids. The transcript is spliced from 2 exons. The record is from RefSeq and is a predicted model, not a curated record.
UUUCGCUUGCAUUUAUAGUUGGUGGCCAUUUUCUUAAAUUUAGAUAGCUUAAUUGCACAAAUUGUGUCUAUCGGUGUCGGGUCGGUAUAGUUCGAAACAAGAUUAAGAUUCCGCCAUGUCUACGCGAGGGAGAAUAACGAGUGGUAUAUGGUAUCACUUUUCGAAGGAAGGAACCAAAGCGAAGUGUCGGUAUUGUUACACGAUAAUUUCGUCGUCGAAUGGAUUCACUGGAAAUAUGAAAAGGCACUUAAAAAGUAAACAUCCGAUGGUAUCUUAUGACAGAAACGCAACAGAAAGUGUUGGUGCUGAUCUUGCUGGGUCUGAAAAAGAAUCAGGUGGUAACGAAAGUACACCUAAACAUGAUAUGCCGUUAAAUGCCGAUUCACGCGAUGAUGGCAAGGGUGUUUCUGAUUCUGGUGUUGCUGAUAACGGUACUAUUGUGGUUUCUUCGUGUACUGUUCCCAAAAUUUCGAGUCAUUCAAGUAAGACGCCUCUCAUGACUAGAUAUGUCGAUGUCCACCGACCGGUGCCAAUUGCGAAAAGCAGGUCGCUGGAUUCUCAGUUGCUUAAGAUGAUUUGCAAAGAGUAUCAUCCAUUUUCACUCGUAGAAGAUGCUGAGUUUAAGGAAUUUGUUCGCAUGUUGUGCCCAAUGUACGUUCUACCGAGUAGAAAAACACUAACAAAUAGCUUGUUGCCUACUUUGUACAACGAGGCUCUAGCAAAAGUUAAGCAGGAGCUUGAAGAAGCGUCCGCAGUCAGCUGGACUAGCGAUGGGUGGACAAAUAUAAAUAAUAUUAGUUUUUAUGCUUUAACUGCCCAUUUUAUUGAUCAAAGAGGUAGCUUAAAGUCAUAUUUACUUGAGUGCUCUGAAUUCGAUGAUAAACAUACAGGUGAAAAUAUAGCGUCAUGGAUCACUAAGGUACUACAAUCAUUUAAUAUUGAUUUCAAGAUAACUGCAAUCGUCACUGAUAACGCUUCUAAUAUGAAGUCUGCAGCAUCUAUAUUGAAUCUAUCUAUCUAUGUUAAACCAUUAUUUAUGCAGAAGUCACCUUUAUCACAUUAAUAUUAUUGAAACAAAUCUAUGCGAAUGCUCAGAAUCUUAUGAAGAUAUUGAUCACAUAAUUUUACGUUGUCCUCGAUAUUCUGAAACUAGACGCCAUUUUCUUUCUUCUUUUUCUUGUACUGGGAGACCUAUUUUUCACUCUAUAAGAGAUGUAUUAAGUAAUAGAGACUUAGCUAUCCACAAAAUUAUAUUUGAAUUUUUUUUAAAAUCAAAUAUCAAACUUAGCUUCUUCAUACAU